AUGCCCCCCGCUCGCGGCGCGCUCCGCCCCCGCCGCCCCGAGGCCUCCAUCCGCGCCGGGCUCCGCCAGGUCUUCAGAGCUCCCGGAACGACAGCGCCUGCGCAUUCAAGAGCCCGACGAAGGACCGCAGCCACCUGCGCUCAUUUGAUGCCAGGCUUCUGCGACGGCGUGCUGACGUCACGGCGACACGUGAAGUGGGCGGGGCUAAAUGCCAGAUGGGUGGGGCGAAGGAGAUUGCUGGUGGGUUAG
Molecule: messenger RNA, 249 nt
Organism: Rangifer tarandus platyrhynchus (Svalbard reindeer)
Lineage: Eukaryota; Metazoa; Chordata; Mammalia; Artiodactyla; Cervidae
Source: the annotation of a GenBank genome assembly